Molecule: messenger RNA, 2540 nt
Organism: Meleagris gallopavo (turkey)
Lineage: Eukaryota; Metazoa; Chordata; Aves; Galliformes; Phasianidae
Gene: GPR55
Product: G protein-coupled receptor 55
Biological process (GO): positive regulation of Rho protein signal transduction; phospholipase C-activating G protein-coupled receptor signaling pathway
Cellular component (GO): plasma membrane
Molecular function (GO): cannabinoid receptor activity
Source: RefSeq, a predicted model, not a curated record
UCUCCCCACACCAACUACUUGCUGGAAACAACGGACGAUUCAAGCCUUUACACUCUCUCACCUUCACUCAUCUAUAUAAAGAAACACAAAACACAGAGCUGCGCCCUUUGAAAUAGGGAAAAAAAAAAAGAGUGAGAAGGAAAGAAGGAUGUGGUUAUUUAGUAAGAGUACUGGCAGAACAUGGUCUUUAAGCGAAUGCUCUCGUGUUCUGUAGAACAACCUGGACUGAAGCAAUCCUGAUGAACUUCUUGCUAAGAUUCAGAAGCUGAAGCAAUCCUGGGGCUGCAGGCAAUUUCUUCAGGACGCUCUUAGAGGGCAGGGAAAAUUCUCUUCAGAAGAGAAAACACGCUGCCUGUCUCUUAAGAAGGUGGAAGAGGAGUUGGGAAAUGGUAAAUCACUAAGCCUGGCUUCAGUAUUUGGACUGAAGUCACCCGCUGGAGAAUCUGUUGUGAGCACCCAGACAACAUCUCAGCAGGGAGAGAUGACCAACAUCAGUGGAGAAUGCAACUUUACAAGCAUCGACAGAUUAGCAGAAACCCUCCGGUUUGGGAUCUCCAUCCCCACCUUCAUUCUUGGCUUGGUUCUCAACACCCUGGCCCUCUCAGUAUUCUGCUGUUUUUGGAAGAAACAAACCAAAACCUCAGUCUAUAUGAUCAAUCUGGCACUUGCAGAUGUUCUGCUGCUUCUCUCCCUCCCACUUAAGCUGCACUACUCUAUUGCAGAAGCACCUGGACUCCUGUGUGCCUUUAUACAGUCACUGUACUUUGUCAAUACCUAUGGCAGUAUCUUCAUCAUUGUUUGCAUUACUGUUGAUAGAUACAUCUGCUUAAAGCAUCCAUUUGAAGGUCGAGCUAACCAAUCCCCCAGGUGGGCAAUCUUGAUUUGCUGUUUUAUCUGGGCAGUAGCUUGGCUUUGUAGCAGCCCGAUAUAUGUGUUUCAAAAGAAAGAUUCUUUAAAAUGUUUUCACAACAUGUCAGAUGAGGCCUGGAGUGUCCCUCUCAUCGUUUCUGUGGAGAUCUUUGGAUUUCUGAUUCCACUCUCAGUGAUGGUUUUCUGCUCUGCACAAAACAUCUGGAUUCUUCUGAAUCACAAAAACAGAGCCAAAGAGAAAGUAGAAGAUUCCUUACGAGUCAUUAUCAUCAACCUUGUUGUCUUUUUGGUAUGUUUCACACCUGUGCAUCUUGCCAUCUGCCUACAGUGCCUGGUAAGACAGCACGUGAUAGUGGACUGCCGCCUGAAACAAACCAUCAGCCUCUUCAUCCAGGUGUCAAUGAUACUAGCCAACCUCAACUGCUGCCUGGAUGCCAUCUUCUAUUACUUUGCUGCCAAAGAAUUCCGUGAAAAAACACACCUGAAAAAAAUUAUUCAACGAUGCCCUGUCUUUAAGCCUUGUGCCACAUGACAGGACCUUUUGCAGUAGAAGAAUGCCUCUUCCUUGGCUGCCGCUCGCCCUGCAGGUGGAACACUGACAGCAUUAUUCCCAGCAUGGCAGUAAGGCCAGCUUGGCCGUUGCAGGAAGGGCAGAGGAGGGAGAAGGACAAUAUUUUCCUCAUGAAUGUGAAUAUUUGUCUUCUUUUUUAGAGAUCAAAGGGGAAGAAUAUGGGGAAAAAAGAACCAGCAUUAUGAAAAUAUCAGUGAUGCAAAAGAAGCAUUAGCCUUGAUGCUAUUUCAGCUAUUAAAGCUGAAAGGCUUAUCAGAGGAAAACUACCAAGGUCACUGGACUGCCAAUUAAAAUCAGUCUUUGCCAUCGCCACAGCGGUUUUCCUCUCACCGAUGUGAUCAGAAACUCGUUGCUCUGGGCCAGUCAAACCCAGAAAUAACUUCAACACGUUCUUGCUAACUUAGAAGGUUACUGAGAGAUACAAGAAAGUAUCUGGCCAAAAGUCUGGCUCUGCUCUUUCCUUCUGGAAACCCUGCAGAAGGUCUCUGUUGAAGCUCAUUUGCUCCAAAAUCUUGGCUGGCCCUCUCAUAAGCAUUAUAAACCAUCAUACACCAGCCAAGGCUGUUCCACAGAGGACUGGGCUGCCCAGUACAUGACAACAUCUCUUUAUACAACACCCUAUCUUGGGUAACAGCAACAAACAACAAACCUUUCUGAUAAUUGUCGCUCAGGAACCAGCAUGGUUUUAUUCUGCAACUUUAAAACAGCUUUUGCACAUUAAAAACAAAAUAACCCCUUCAAAUACUGCAUUUAGUGAAAGGCUGUACAUACAGAAGCGUCAGUCUAAGAUAUAACAAGACAGAUGUAUGAAGGUUUUCUGCCUGUCUUCUCAUUCUUUCUUGAGGAAGAAGAACAUAUGUAAGCAAGUACAACAUCACAAGCAUGAAAUACAGUUUGGGAGCACUUGUCUGAUACACUCCAGGCUCCCAGAUGAAACACUGGAUCAGCUCUGUCAAAUUCAUUCCUCAGAGGAGUCCUCCUAGCCUGGACUUUCCAUUUCACAAAAUGUGAAAUGUGAACGUGCCUUAAUCACUCCAUGCCAGCUCUUCUGGUAUGUCUCUGCCCCUGGGCCGUUUGUACGUUCGGCCCUGAGUUGAAA